Molecule: messenger RNA, 1155 nt
Organism: Eremothecium sinecaudum
Lineage: Eukaryota; Fungi; Ascomycota; Saccharomycetes; Saccharomycetales; Saccharomycetaceae
Gene: BNI5
Product: Bni5p
Exons: 1
Coding region: 1-1155 (384 amino acids)
Source: RefSeq, a predicted model, not a curated record
AUGAGCCAAGAAAAGAUCGCAAUUAAACUCUCUGAGUUAGAGAAGGAAAUGGAGGCCCUGAAUGCUAUUUUAAACAAAACAUUAAAGGUAGAAGGUGAAGAAGAACCUCUGGCACAACUACACAUGGCUGAAGAACACAAACACAGUUCAACUGCAAAAGUGAGUAAUAAGCAAAUCACUGAAAUUACGCAUGGCCACGGUUUCUGUGGAAGUCUAAGGCAUGGGUCGCAUGGUUCAGAAAAGAGUGAUAAACCAAGAAAGUGCAAGUCUGAUAAACCGCAAGCCGGUACCGAAAAGGGGACAAAACAGCAGUGUACCGCCUUGGUUCACCAGCCGCUGGAAAGCUCUAGGCCUCAGUCUGUUCUAGACGAUGUACCAGAGGAGGAAGACUCUACAUUUGCCGCAGCAAAGACCACGGAUCACAAACCUAUGCGGAACAAUGUUCCGAAUGUAGAUGUUGCUACUGCACCGAACGGGGUUACCAAGGCACAUCGUGUGCCCUCGCAGAGCUCUUCGUCCUCUUUUGCGGCCACCGACUUCACGUUGCCCCUGCAGCUCGAAAAGCACGACAGCAGGGCCAACACCGACAAAGCAGGCCAUAGACUAAGAUUCAGCCCCGAAACAGUUGGAGGACACGAAACAGAACCCGACCUCUCGAUGCUUCAGAUCGCAAAGCGCAGGGAUAUCCCGACGUCACUCCCCUCCUCUCAGGGCACCGAUAGACCUCUCCAACGUCGUUCCGCAAACCCCUUUCGCGUCGUCUCCGUUGGUGGAACUAGCUGCACCUCGUCUCGCAAAAGCUCUAAUCUUACCGGUAGCGCCAAGUCACCAUGCAACUCCUCUGGUAACUGCCCAGGCGCCAACGCCACUGCUAGUGAGGACUACUCUCUUAUGAAGCUACAGCGCAAGCACGAUUAUUUAACUAUGAAAUGCGUCAAGUUGUCGAAGGAAAUCAAGUACCUCCGCAACCUGAAGAAGAAUGGCUCUCUGUCAGUUGAAGAUAACCGCAAAUUAGGCGAAGCCGUCGACAAACUUCAGCACUAUCUCGAUCGCAAGGCCAAAGAAAAGUACGAAGUGGGCGUUUUACUCUCCCGCAAGCUCCGGAAGCAGAUCAACAACGGCUCAAAUGGCCAAUUCUGGGUAGGUGCGAAGUAA